AUGGAGUCAGCAUUUGAACCCACACUGCAAAACAUUAUAGCUUAAAAGUCAUUGAAAUGGAUCUUCGUAGGUGGUAAAGGUGGUGUAGGAAAAACCACAACAUCAUCAUCUGUUGCAGUUGAAAUGAGCAAGCAUAGAGAUAAUGUGUUGAUUAUUUCUACUGAUCCAGCUCACAACCUAUCAGAUGCCUUUGAUCAGAAGUUCACUAAUCAGCCAACAUAAGUAAAAGGAUUCAAUAAUCUUUACUGCAUGGAAAUUGACGCUCAAAGUUCAGCUGAAUAGAAUAAAUUCUUCUCAUCACUAGGUCUUCAAGGAGAGGAAAGUUAGGGAACAAUGAGCUUUAUGAAAGAGUUUAUGUCUUCUGUUCCAGGCAUUGACGAGGCAACUAGUUUUGGAGAAGUGCUAAACUCACUUGACAAUUACAAUUUUGAUGUCAUUAUUUUCGAUACUGCCCCUACUGGGCACACUCUUAGACUUUUGAAUUUCCCGAACAUUCUAGAUAAAGCUCUUCUCAAGAUGAUUUAGAUGAAAGAAAAAUUCGGAGGAAUGCUUAAUUAAUUCGGCACUAUGCUUGGAGGUGGUUAGACCAAUGGAGAAGAUUUCCAAAAGAAACUUUUUGAUUCACUUGAUGGCAUGAAGUCUAAGAUAGUAGAGAUCAAUAAAUAAUUUAAGGAUCCAGAAAAGACUACUUUUAUCGCUGUCUGCAUCCCUGAGUUUCUCAGUCUCUAUGAAACUGAGAGACUAGCAAUCGAGCUUGCAAAAUAUGAGAUCGAUAUUCAUAACAUUGUUAUUAACUAGGUAUGCUUCCCAGAAAAAGAAACACCUUGCAGAAAAUGCAUUGCUAGAAGAAAGAUGCAGGAUAAAUACAUUACCUAGAUUAAGGAGAUUUAUGAUGACUUCCAUUUGAUUAUUAAUCCAUAGCUUGAUGAGGAAGUUAGAGGUAUAGAAAAGCUAAAGGAAUAUGGAAGGUUAUUGUUUGAGGGUUACGUGCAUGAUAAAUGA
Molecule: messenger RNA, 1002 nt
Organism: Stylonychia lemnae
Lineage: Eukaryota; Ciliophora; Spirotrichea; Sporadotrichida; Oxytrichidae
Source: the annotation of a GenBank genome assembly